Ceratina calcarata is the source of this 5150-nucleotide messenger RNA. RefSeq names its product RAS oncogene family member Rab6 (gene Rab6). The transcript is spliced from 6 exons. Gene Ontology annotation, molecular function: GTPase activity; GTP binding. The record is from RefSeq and is a predicted model, not a curated record. Bases 194 to 832 code for a protein of 212 amino acids. NCBI's taxonomy places the organism in Eukaryota, Metazoa, Arthropoda, Insecta, Hymenoptera, Apidae.
UAGCCACUAAUACAAUGACGUCACUUCCCAGUUAAACGUGGCUGCCUUGCGAGCGUAGGAAGGAGUGGCUUUGCGAUCUGUCAAGUUAAAUGAUUUCGUCGCGAAAAUUGAUGACUCGUCGCAUCGGUUAAAUUGAUUGAACGUCGAUCAGUACUUAUCAUUUAUCGUGCGACAGUUCGAAUAUACGAAGAAAAUGUCGUCCUCGGGUGAUUUUGGAAACCCGUUGCGUAAAUUUAAGCUCGUCUUUCUCGGUGAACAAAGCGUUGGAAAAACUUCUCUUAUCACACGGUUUAUGUAUGACAGCUUUGACAACACGUAUCAGGCAACGAUAGGUAUAGAUUUCUUGAGCAAAACGAUGUAUCUGGAGGAUAGGACCGUGAGAUUACAGCUGUGGGACACUGCUGGUCAAGAACGAUUUCGAUCUUUGAUACCCAGUUACAUUAGAGACUCCACCGUGGCAGUCGUGGUAUACGACAUCACUAAUGCGAACUCGUAUCAUCAAACGUCAAAAUGGAUCGACGACGUGCGGACUGAAAGGGGUAGUGAUGUAAUUAUUAUGCUAGUGGGUAAUAAGACAGACUUGGGUGAUAAGAGACAAGUUUCGAUGGAGGAGGGUGAACGAAAAGCCAAGGAGUUAAAUGUGAUGUUCAUUGAAACUAGUGCUAAAGCUGGAUACAAUGUGAAGCAGCUCUUUAGAAGAGUGGCGGCAGCCUUACCAGGGAUGGAUUCCACUGAGAACAAGCCGCCCGAAGACACAGCUGUCGAUUUGCAGAAUCAGUCACCGAUGCAGAACGGGUCCGAGUCCGAGGGGGAGAGCGGAUGCAUUUGCUAGGGAGGUGGUUUUGUCAGUGUGCAGCUAAAAAUAAUGCUAACUCCUUGAGACAUUCUCUGAUACGAACCAAAAAUCAUCACGUACUAUUAACAAGACGCUGGCUUCUUCUGAUGUCUACAUCGUGGCCCGUGAGUUAACGCGCGACAAAAGGCACGAGUCAAAGUUUCACAUCGUUCUUCACCACCGAAUACAUUCCGUAUAAGUCUCGUUCAAGUCGUUCUACCAUACCGCGAUUUUUUUCAAAAUCCCAAGGGAUGAUAAAUAUAGCUUCUCGCGAAUUGUAUCCGCCGGAUACUCUUCGACGGUUUCGACGGUGCAAAUCAGAAAUCUCGAUUCGUAUCGAUGAUAGGGUAGCUUUUUUCGCGCACGAUCGAAGCAAUAAGCAAAACUGAUUUUCGUCACUGUACAUAUCAAGAUUUUCGGUGUUCCAAAGGCAGAUAUGAUAAUUGCCAGGGUGAUUUCGCUCAUUUAUAUUAGUUAGAAAUUCCUUUUGAUCCUAUCAUCGUCUUCGAAGUGAGAAACAAAUAACACGCACAAGGCACCGAGAAGAGUUUAGAUGCGACGAGAUGAUGCGCCAGACUUAAACGACUGAAAGUAAAACUGUUUCAUCAGCCCCGAGGUCGUGAGAAUCGAGGAAUCGAGCGACCUAUUUCCGAAUCAGUUGCUAAACAAUUUACCAGUAGGACAUGUUAUAUUAUUGCCGAGUCUGCGAUAACGACGAAUUGUUCAAGGUUUAUAAUAUUGUAAUCGUAAUUAAACAAUCUUUAUAGACGUUUUUCGAUAAUCUCGACAAAUUAGCCAGCGACGAGAUGCGUUCAUCGAUUGGGGAAGGAGAGAUUCAUUUGCUCGGAAAUUAUCUAUCAAUUACGAUUCCUUUAGUAAACGUUUACCAAGAAAGAAAGUAACAUUGUUUCUUUAUAAAUAAAAAACGCAUAAAACGAAAUGCGCUAAUCAAUGAACGAAUCCUGUGCGUCGCGACGAAACGUAAUGUUCGCGUUUCAUCGAGGAGACUGAAGCUUCUAAACACUCACAUAGACACAUACACACACACUGAACGAAGCAUAUAUAAGCGAGUUAUAAUAGCGUACCGUAAAAAAAAAAUUACGGAUGAGGUGAAACUGGGUUCGAGCGCGAUAUUCGUUGAUCUAGAGUGCCACGAGGGAAGCGGGCCAAUUUUACAUCUGCUAAUUAGAGUUUAGAAACGAACGAAUGAGAUGGUAGACGCAAUUUCUGGAGAGCACGGAGAAUCAUUUCUCCCGCGCUCUCGUUAUUGAUGUGAUAAGGCUUCUGUCACGAGGGAUGUAAGAAAGAAACGAUUGCAACUCAAUAAUCCGCCGUGCUUUAAACGCGAGCUCUACACGCAUUAACGCUGUUUCUUCUGAACGUUAAAAACCGUCUCUCUAGCGCAGCCCCUUGUGUCGCGUAGCGUUCACCGUGCAGCUCUUCGAGGUCGUUCGCUACGAAUCGUACAUGAAACCGUUUAUUCGAGAUGUCGAAACAAUACGAAAGCCGCCUAAAAUUGUUAGGGGAUUCGUAGCACUCGACGCGUUUUCUUUCUUUCAGCCUCGCGUUUCACGGAGAAGAUAUUCUCGCUGCAAUCCUCACGGAAUCAUCAUCCUCUCUGGCCUGUUUCCUCUAAAGGAAAUUAUUCCUGAGAUCGCAAUCUCGGCGUUGUUCGAGGAUGCAGCGAGCGUCUCUUUCCCGUUGGCGAAUGAAUCUAAGUAGAAGUAUGCCGAUCUAGUCGGAACGAUUGUUCGACGAUCGUUUCUGUGCUCGCUUCUUCGCAUUGGGACCCUUAUCCUUUCGGUUGCGGUUCCACCCUUUCGCUGCAGCGCAGUAGAAAUUAAUUACCGAGCUCUCGGCGACGAUCAAGCUGUAAUAACGUGUGUGUAAAAAAAAUAGAAGAGAAUUCGCUGUUCCUUAAUUUAUUCGGUUUCUUUCGUUCUUUUACACGUAUCGAAUUGUUCACACAUAUACACACAUACACACACACACACACACAGAGGUAUUGAUUUUUAUGUAAAAGAAGUUUCGCUGUGCGUUGCACUCCGUGGCGAAAGGGAUCGAAGAUUUGACGAUAGCGAUGAUUUGUAACGUCUCGGGGGGGAGAGAUUGAUUGAGGGAGGGAGGAAGGGAAGGGGACACUUGCGAAUGUAAUUUGCAAGGCAGGGCCGCGUUCUGUGGUAAUGUUAUCGUAGCCAAUGUUUAUUAGUUAAAUAGAGGUAUUCGCUGUAUCGUCUCUUUGCAAUUAAAUUGUCAAACUUAACGUAGGCGUUAGGACGCGAUAUAUUUAUUGAUUGUGACGGUUAACCCUUCCAGCCGCCGUGGUCGUACGAGCCUUUGUUCCAUUUCGCGUUACGUAGCCUUAGGCGACGGGUGAAGGUGGAUGAUACGGUAAAAUUCGAUUUCAUACUUUUGUACCGAUAUUUUGUAUGUUCGUAGAAUGUUUUUCUCGUUGCCGAGUUUGAUUCGGGGCUCGAAGGGUUAAGGGAGACACGCCUGAAGGCUUUCAGUUUCUCCGAUACAUUUAAACAUAAAAAUAGGCAACCGAUGUACGCUUUUGUUUAACGUGAUCGAACGAGAUCUUGCAAGAAAUAUAAUUGAAAAUAAACAUCAGUGAUUGUUCAUUCUCAUUCGAGCGAUGAAAUCCGUCGAGGGCCGCUCCUUCGCCAGUUUGUACCUGCAUCACUACUGCGGAUUUCGCGAAACAAUCAUAGAAAGUGCGUGGGAGAAAAUCUGCGAUUAGAUGAUAAAUUAAAUUCGCAUAGAAAUACGCAGUGAUCAUUAAUGAACGUCCCGACUAGAACGGAGGUCUCAAGUGCAUUUACGACUCACAGUUAUGUAGAUCUAUAUAAUAGCUAUCGCGGAUCAUCAUCAGGAUCUUUGCUAUGCCCUCUGAAUUUGUUUGCCGUAGCGAUAAUUCUAGCAAGUAGCGGACUCGAGAUUUCAUAUUUAGCUGUAGCACGCACAGACGAACGCUGAUUUCAUCGCAUUUACAGAAACAUUAAUGGACGUUGUUUGUCCAGGAUACAACGAAUUGCGAUGAAAAAGGUGUUGGUACUAUUACACACAUAUAGCUCAUUUCGAACCGAGAUUACUUAACGCAGUUUCAUUCCAGUUGAUUUUCAUAAUUUUUUAUACCAAUCGAGACUGUUUAUGGUUUUCUGAGUAAUAAAUCAACGGCGUACGUUUAUAGGGAGAGUAUCGUAAUCGUUCGAUUAGAGCAGUAGGGCGAUUUAAUCAGAGGUACAAAACGGCAGUGCAAUCAUGGUCCUAUCGGAGCAGACGUUUCGCAUCCAUAACGCGUUCAAUUCUAAUUCGUCAUACUGAAUCUUGAUGGAUCUCGAUGAUAGAGACUGCAUAGUCUGCUUAAUCCAAUCAGUACGAUGCCUAACCGAACCGUUAGUGUAAACGAGCGGAUUGUACGUACAGCGAUUCGUGAGAGAUUGAGAUGAUGCUACGUGGAAAGCCGGUUUCAGUUGUUCCGGGGCUCGGAAGGGUUCUCCAGCGAACGGAAAGAAAAACAAAGGAGCCCUUGUAGAAGUUUCCGCGGGAACGCGAGAAGCCGACUGUUUAAUUUCUCGGAUUUUCUGUACACUCCUUUUUCCCUCGUUUCGUGUCCUAUUAAUUUGAAUCGCGAUGGGGGCAUAAUUAUCCAAAGCCUGCGAACAACUUUUUCGUUUCGCCGGAGAACUUUUUCCGACAGCAUCGCUGCCGCCGUCGAGUGGAGCAGAAAUAAUUGGGUAAGUCUGGCAAAUAUUGCUGCUAAUUAAAACCGAAGUUAUAAGAUGCCUCCCGUGAAAAUCGCUUCAAUCGAUCACCCCCGAGAUUUGAUUCACUCAAACCGAACAAACUAAUUUCGCACUGUUUUCCCUGUGUCGGCAGUUUAGAUUAAGCAGAGUAUGCGUAUACAAAUAUGAUUGUAUUAAAGCGAUGCAAUUACAUUCCUGUAAUUCGUGUUAAUUGGGUUGAGAAUUCGCUGGAAUUAAUGGCAUCCACGUUUGCGAGGAUUUAUCGUUGAAUUCGUUCAUAUUAAACAAUAGAAGGUGAGGAUAAAAAUGCAGUGAAAAAUUAUUAGUUCCGAAUUAAUUAAAUUGAUAAGCUCUUCGAUAUAGCAUCAGUUUUAUUCUCGAUAUAUCAGUGGAACGUGUGAUUAAAUAAUUUAAGUAAGCUAAUUUUUUUUUCUAUCGAUUUGGGUUGAAAUAGGAAUACGUACCUUGGCCUCGGUUCGAAACGAGCUUACCUUCUCGUAACUGUACGUUCAUAAUUCAACUAAUAGAGCUUCAAACGAACGAAUAAAGAUUGUGUUCACAAGCCA